Haliotis rubra (blacklip abalone) is the source of this 2085-nucleotide messenger RNA. Its product is annotated as zinc transporter ZIP4-like. Gene Ontology annotation, molecular function: zinc ion transmembrane transporter activity. Gene Ontology annotation, biological process: zinc ion import across plasma membrane; intracellular zinc ion homeostasis. Bases 1 to 2085 code for a protein of 694 amino acids. The record is from RefSeq and is a predicted model, not a curated record. Gene Ontology annotation, cellular component: membrane. The transcript is spliced from 15 exons. Lineage: Eukaryota; Metazoa; Mollusca; Gastropoda; Lepetellida; Haliotidae.
AUGAAUCCGAAGGACCUAAGUCAGAGCACCGACAGCCGACGUGUUGCAGCUGUCGGUAUUCACAAGGUCGCAAUCGUUAAUAACACGCUCUGUCUGGAAGUCUCAGGUAUAGACAACCACGGCCAUGGUAGAGUUAACGUGUUUCAUCAGGUUCUGGCCUCUUUAAACAUCACAGACGGUGACAGCCUCAACUUGACCAAGACCGAGGAAUUCCUUCAAGUAUUAUUUCACAAAUUUCAAUGCCAGUCUACCAGUCCGGGUCCAUGUGACGAUUCUGUGUGUUUGAACGUCUCCGGUUUGUUCACUGUCGUGGGUGCUGACAUGACCCAGGGUCUGACGAAGGAGCAGUUUGACAACGCCUCCGUCGUCAUAUUCUACUACAUCUACAACAUCACCAACUACUGUCGACAGAAUGUCAGUCCGGAAACCAACACGUUUGAGUAUUAUCUCCAGAAAGUUCUGAGCGUCUUCUCCGAGAAAGGUCACGGGGAUAUAGAGGCGGGGAGUAUUGAACAUGUCCUGGAACACAUUGCAAAGUCCAUUAUACUGGAGGAUUCUCAACAGGACCAGCGUGAAGGCCACGACGACCUUAGUCAUGUCAAGGAGGUGCCAGUGGUGGAGGAGCAGUGUGUCAGCGUAGACGCAGCAUUCUACCAGCUUGGUGUGGAGAGUGAAAAUAUCAACAGGGACAAACUUGCAGAUAUCACCGCCUUCAUUGUCUACCAUCUUCUUGAGGGGUCGACAAUGAAGGAGACAUGUCGUCUGCUCCCGUCAAAGCAGACCAUCCUCGACGACCUCUUUGUUCGUAUCGACGCCUCAAACAACACCAUCAUGGACACAGAGCUGAGUGCAUUGCUCGUCAAGCUGAACUUGGAGGGUGAGCGAACCGACCACUCAGGGCACAGGAGAAGCGCGGGGAGUGACGUCGUCGAUGCAGAUGCAGACAGUGUUGUCCGUGGGCUGACACAGGCUGGUGAAGGUCACAGCCAUUCAACAAUCCUGGUCACCAAAAAGUGUUACUCUGUCGGUGAGAUAAAAGCAAUCAGCGGUUUGGGCCAGGAUGACGUCAUUACUAAGGACAAGUUUGUGGAGUUGUGUCCCACCCUGAUGUAUAUGCAGGUGGCAGGGUCAUGCGUCUCCACACCCAACACCACACAUGGACCCACGACCACCAUGACAGAACGUUACGGGUACGGCUCCUUGGCUACUCUCAUCAUCUGCUUAUGCGCCGUACUGGGCGCCAUCCUCUUCCCCCUCCCAAAGGGCACCUGUCACGAGGCGUUCAUGUCCGUCUUCCUUGGCCUUGCUGUCGGCACGCUGUUUACUGACGCCAUCUUGCAUCUCAUACCUCAGGCUUUCGGCCUUCACGACCACGAAGAUGAGCAUGCGCACAACCAGUCUUCCGGUCCAGUGAUAGAAGAAUAUACUUGGUAUGCUGUUGCACUUAUCGCGGGUACCUAUGGCUUCUAUCUGAUCGAGUCUUUCAUGGUAAUCCUUGGAUCCGGACACACGCAUUCUCACAAUCACUCUUCUGUGGAACUGAACCAAAUUGCUGUUGACCAUAAAAAAGAAACAAAAGGAAUUAUCGGAAAAGAGAGCCCACGGGAGUCGCCUUCUUUUUCAACGCUUGCCUUAAUGGUGAUAAUCGGGGACGGCAUUCACAACUUCGCCGACGGUCUGGUGGUUGGCGCCGCCUUCAGUCUCAGCGUCACAAGCGGCAUCACCACCAGCAUCGCCGUCUUCUGCCAUGAACUGCCGCAUGAACUGGGUGACUUCGCAGUGCUGUUGGCGAGCGGGAUGUCGUACAAGAGUGCGCUGUGCUGGAAUUUCGCGUCUGCCCUGACGGCGUUUCUCGGGCUGUACAUCGGAAUCUCUGUCUCCGCAGACCCACUGGUCCGACGGUGGAUAUUUGCUGUCACUGCCGGGAUGUUCCUCUACAUUGCACUGGUCGAUCUGUUACCGUCUCUUAUCAACAACGUUUCGAGAAACCGGAAGUUAGUGUUUGUGAUGCACAACGUUGGGAUGUUGUCAGGUUUUCUCUGUAUGCUGCUCAUCGCCAUGUAUGAGGAGAAGAUCACUAUUUGA